AUGUGGUCUUCUCCGACGGCGAGGUCGAUACCAGUGACGGUGGGGAGAAUGCAUCUCAGGGCGCUGGAUGCGUUGCAGGUGUGCAGCGGCGUCUGGAAGGACCCGUUGGUGCCUGUCCGCAUUAAGGUGCCAAAAACGGACCCGUGUGAGAGCAGGAGGCACUGCGUCUUCUCGUGGUCUCACGCAAUGAAUUUAUUGAAUGACAAUUGCCACUGUGAGGAUGGUGUUUUAUCCUUUGCGCACGGUAAUAUUCUUGCCGAGGAAACUGUCCCUGCAGCUGUCAAACUGCAUGCGGAUCGUCUGCUCGUCCGGCCAAUGGAGGGUCCGUCGAUUGUGCCCCCAUUUGCCACGGGCAGCGUUUGCAGUUGGUUCACGGUGCCUGCUGGGCAUUGUUCCGCUGGAGUUGCCGAUUCUGUCAUGGUGCUGUGCGUGGCUGCGGCGCUUGGUGGUGUGUGGGCACUGCUGUGCGCCACGCUGGAGGAUGGCCUUCCCGUCGCUGGCGCCAUGCACUUUCCCGGUCGUUUCAUUUCACGGACGCAUCGCCGCACACCUGAUGGCCCAUGCUCUCGGGUUCAACUGCCUGCACAUGGCCAGCCGCAGCAUGGUGAGGAAUGUUGCCUGUGUGCGUGGCAGGGCGCUGUCGGUGGUGGUGGACUCGACGACUGCCGCGAUGGCUGCGAGGGAGCACCACGACUGCGACGACAUUGA
This is a messenger RNA of Trypanosoma cruzi, 708 nucleotides long. RefSeq names its product surface protease GP63, putative. Gene Ontology annotation, cellular component: membrane. Gene Ontology annotation, biological process: proteolysis; cell adhesion. Bases 1 to 708 code for a protein of 235 amino acids. The record is from RefSeq and is a predicted model, not a curated record. NCBI's taxonomy places the organism in Eukaryota, Euglenozoa, Kinetoplastea, Trypanosomatida, Trypanosomatidae. The transcript has a single exon. Gene Ontology annotation, molecular function: metalloendopeptidase activity.